UGUACUUUUCCCCCCCCUGCCCUCCACCUCCACUCCACCCCCGCUACAAAAGGUGAGAGGGAGGAGGAGCCUCUGCACUUAAGUUUUAUUAGUCCUUCUCAUCAGCCAUCAGAGCCCCUCUAUCUCCGGGUUUCUGUUAACGAGUAUUGUAUUUUAAUUAGGAGGGAGUGGUUCAGCUGGUGCGCGCAGUGGUAGCUCUCCUCAUCUUUGCCGCCUUGCCCAUUUGCUGGCGCAGUGACUGAGCUUCCUUGCAACCCCACUUGAGAAGAAACCAAUCCUCAAGCGCAAGGAGGCAAGGCAAAGCCUACUCAUAGGGGCUGCCGAGCUGAAGGAGCAAACCGGAGGAAAAGGCAGUAGUAGCUAGCUAGCAGCAACCACCAAAGAAGGGAGAAUCCUCCACCUUGCUCUUGGUGGAUGUUCUUCACUGCAUUGCCUUCAGCCACUCCGUCCUCCGCUUGCUUCUUGUUCGAGAGUGGUACCUGCUGCUGCUUCUUCUUCUUCCCUUUUUAUCUCUGAAAUCUUUUGCCACACAUCCAUCUGCUUGCUGCUGUGUGUCUGUCUGUCUGUCUGAUUCCUUAUUUCCUUCUCCUUCUCCCUCUCCCACCUACCCUCCCCAACCACACAUCACACCCACACACUGUAUGUUUACUGCCAUUGGUAAGAAAAUAAAGAAGGGGGGAGUCGAGUGAGCAGUGGGAGGUGCCCCCAGCUCGCCUCUCGGGUCUCGGCAAUUAUUGCCACCUUUGGAGUUUGGAGUCCUCCAAUAGGAGUCUCCUCCGUCGUCGUCCUGUUCCUGUGCUGUCUGCAACCACUGGCACUGCCCCGCCCCCUUCCCUCCUCUUCCUUGCCUUCCCUCGCCUCGUCCGCCUUUUUCUCGGAGGAGAGGAGGUGCUUGCUUCCAUCCAUCCAUCCGUGUCCUCCGCUCGCUUUAAAGCUUAACCCACCGCUCUGCCCGGCGGGCGGCCGAGCACCCAAGAACCCAGCCCCUUGUCUCGUCCCUUCCUUUCUUGCCGCUCCCGCCCGCUGCUCUUGGAUUCUUUAAUUGCAUGCUGUUGCUGUUGCUGCCGCCGCCGCCGCCGCCGCUGUGAUCUCUCUCUCUCUUUCCCGUCCUCCAAAGCUUUUUGGUUGCCAUCAACUUUGCUUUUGCUCUCUGGGCGAGCAGUACACAGCUGUUGUUCCGUCUCCAACGGCCUGCGCACGCAGCAGCAGCCAGCAGAGCAGAAAGGCCUCCCAAAAUCCACCAUUUCGGAGCCGGCCGCCACCAGCGACGGAGGUGCCUGCCUGCUUGGGUUGAGUCCCGAGGAGAGAGCUGCUACUCCCUGUGCAAGGAUCCCGACAACAGGCAGGCACGUACACGCGCGUCGGCCUGGGGACGGGCUGUCGCCAUGGACUGGGACGCCAAGAUGCUUCCUGCCUGGGACCUCGGCACGGUGGUCGGGCCCAGCAGCAGCGGGGGCGGCGCGCUGGACCUGAAGCUGGGCGCGCCGACGAGCUCGAGGGCGGUGCUCACGGCCGCCGCCGGUGCCGCGCCCGCGCUGCCGUCAGCGAACCCUCCUCCGCCCCCGCCUCCGCCGUCGUCGUCCGCGCCGGCGAAGCGGCCGCGCCCGGGGCUCGCGCGGCAGGCGGUGCCCGCGUGCUCCGUGCAGGGCUGCGACGCCGACCUGUCCCGGUGCCGCGACUACCACCGCCGCCACAAGGUCUGCGAGGCGCACUCCAAGACGCCCGUCGUCACCGUCGCCGGCCAGCAGCAGCGCUUCUGCCAGCAGUGCAGCAGGUUUCAUCUGCUCGGGGAGUUCGAUGAGGUGAAGCGGAGCUGCAGGAAGCGCCUCGAUGGACACAACCGCCGCCGCCGGAAGCCGCAGCCGGACCCUCUCAACCCCGCCGGCUUGUUUGGCAAUCACCACGGAGUGACAAGAUUCACGUCUUACCCGCAGCUCUUCGCGGCGUCCAUGGAACAGCCUAAAUGGUCGGUGGUCAAGACGGAGGCCGACGUGUUCCAAGACCAGUACUACCCGGCCGUCCACCUCAAUGGCGCUGGCGGCGGCGCCAUCGGCUCCCACUUCCACGGCAAGGAGCAGAAGCACUUCCCGUUCCUGACCAGCCACAGCAACGGCGGCGGCGGCGGCGACGUGGCGACCGCCGCGGCCCUGGGCUGCCAGCCAUUCACCAUCACCACCACGGCGUCCUCAGAGAGCGACAGCAAGCAGAGCAACGGCAACUGUGCUCUCUCUCUUCUGUCAGACAACCCGACAUCAGCACAGACGGCCAUGAUCCCUACUACCGCGCAGUCCCUCGCCGCGGCGAUGCAGUACGGCGGCAGACUCCCUGGCAGCGUCAGCGUCAGCGGCGGCGGCGGCGGCGACGUCUCCCUCACCGGGAUGUCGUACAUGAGGGUGGGAGACAGCAGGCAGGCGUCCAUUCUGACGGCGUCGUCACCCGGCCACGCUGCGGUCGCUUCCCCUGUCCCGGCCACCACCGCAGCCGCAACGCCGCCGCCGCCGCCGCAGCUGCUGCAGUACCACCAUGGCUAUGGCUACUACCAUGUGAGCGGCGGCGAGCAGGGCAACAACCCCGACGGCGCCGCCGUUCACGCCCUUCCCUUCUCGUCGUGGUAGACGAGCUCUCCUGAUGGAAUCAUGUGCGCUAGGCAAGCAGUUGCUCUCCUGUGGUUCACCAAACGUAUCGGUUGUAAUAGUAGGCUCGAUCAUACUGGAAACCGUGACAAGUUGUCCAUUUUCCAACUUAUCCUGAUAGGUCUAAUUUAUGGAAAUUCUUCCUAAGUUAUUAUGAUUCGGAACCGUGUAAAGAUUCCAAUCCUGUUUUGUUUGAGUUGGCAAUCCGCUUGCUCAUUAGAGCAUCUCCAACAGAAUGGGUAAAAGCUCCCCAAAACCAUUUUUAGCA
Molecule: messenger RNA, 2901 nt
Organism: Zea mays
Lineage: Eukaryota; Viridiplantae; Streptophyta; Magnoliopsida; Poales; Poaceae
Product: squamosa promoter-binding-like protein 2
Exons: 3
Coding region: 1386-2615 (409 amino acids)
Cellular component (GO): nucleus
Molecular function (GO): DNA binding
Source: RefSeq, a predicted model, not a curated record